ACGCUAGUCUCACAGCCCAUCAGUUCUGUUCCCGGAGCGGCUCCGGGUUGUUAGGUCCCUAGCAGCCAAUAAUGGCUAAUAACUCCCAGUGCCUGGAUGAUAUGCCCAUGGGAGGGCGCUGGCCGGAGGGCCCCCCGGAUCACUAUAACGAGGCUCACCGACUGGCGGUGGAGGAAUUAGUAUCCGGGGGCCCGGAAGCCAUGCGGGGAUUUCUGAAGCGGGAGCGGCUGCCGAACUUCUUGUCGGAGCCGGAGGUGGGGGAGAUCCUGGGCUGCGCCUCGGUGCUUCCGUGCGGGGAUGAGGAGAACUCCGUGUCCGCCUCGGUGGAUUGCUCGUCCGUCACUUACUUCCCCGAUCGCUCGGACGUGGAGCCGCCUAUCCUGGAGCUGGGCUGGCCGGCCUUCAGCACCGGCUCGUACCGCGGCGUCACACGGGUGGAUGUGCACUUCCAGCCCAGCUUCGGGGACACCAUCUAUACCUGCAAGGAGGCGGCCCGGGAGCUCAUCAAAUCGGCCCGAGAGGUCAUUGCUUUGGUCAUGGACAACUUUACUGAUAAUGACAUAUUCAGGGAUAUCCACGAGGCUUGCCGGAAACGUAGGGUCCCUGUCUACAUUCUGCUGGACCAGACGCAAGUUUCUCACUUCCUUACUAUGUGUUACAAUCUGGGGAUUUCCAUUGAAACCGAGCAGCACAUGAGAGUCCGAACAUUAACUGGGAACAAUUAUUACACGCGCUCGGGUACCAAGAUCGUUGGGAAGGUUCGGGAGAAGUUUCUGCUGGUGGAUGGAAUCAAAGUGGCAACAGGGAAUUACAGCUUCACCUGGACUGAUGGAAAGCUGAACAGCAGUAACAUACUUGUAUUGUCUGGACAAGUAGUUGAGAAGUUUGACCUGCAGUUCAGGAUUCUUUAUGCCCAGUCCAACCCAAUCAGUGCCAAGCUUCUGUCAGCUAUAAGAUCCCAUACUGUUGGCCUAGACAAGCUUCCCUGCAAGAUGCCUGCCUACAAGAAACCUACAUUGAGCAGCCUUCUGCGGAUGGAUCUGGCCAAACUCUCAAGCACCCCGAAAAGACAACUGGAUGAAUGUGCCGCCAAAUACAACCGAGAUGUUGUAGACAAAGCUGUAGAGGAUGAGUGGCUCCAGAACUGUGACAUCAUCUCCGGGCUCAAGGAGAUGCGGACGGUGGAAGUUCAGACAGAGCCGUGGGAGGGGAAGAAUGAAGUAAGAAUGGCAGAUGUUGGCAUACAGACUUCUGUAUCUGCUACAAAUGCUGGCACGCAGACCUCUGUACUAUCAAAAAUGGCUUCCACCCAAACCAUAAUGGUUUCAAGAUCAAUUACUACUCAAACAACCGAUCCGUCACAAUCUGCAACCCAGGCACCAGCAAUUGCAUCUACCACGGGCAGGCUCUCCAACUCCUCUGACUCUUCCUCGUCCUCUUUUUCUUCUGCUUCAACAACCAGCACCGACUCAAACUGUUCCAUAAAGUCAUCUGACUUUAAUGCCGCGGCCUUUUAUCAACCCAACUAUCAUCUGAGAGACAGCUUCAAGAAAUUGUCCAAGGACAGACAGUACCACUACUCCACUAUCCGUUCCAAGCUCAACCACAUGGUGUCCAUACUGUCUAACCGCAACCGCGUACCUAAUGCUUACAUGGCCAAUGAUGCCCCAUGUUAUGGACUACAGAGGAGAGAUUUUGUGCACAGCAGCCUCCUCAAUCUUCGAGAUGGGGUGCGCUUUUAUCCCAACAUGUGACUGGGCUUGGAUUCCAGGUCUAAAAUGUUCUUUUAAGCCUUUUCAGUGUGUCCUUUAUGUGCUAUACUACCGCUUUAUAUCACUUUGAAGCACUUUAGUUCUUUCCAGUGCCUUAAAAUGAGAGGCAUGCUGUACUCUCCAACAUUCGGGCAACAGAAUAUUUUUGACUAAACCGCUUUACAGUAAAAGAUGUUUCUAGUGUUCUUACCAUCUCCCCCUGUCCCUUGAGGGGAGAAGCCUAGCCUUAGGCAUUAAAAGAAAUGACAAGUUAGGAAUCGUUUGGAUAAGAGCAACAAGUUCAGACUCCUUUUCUAUUGUAGGCGGAGGAGAAGGAGAUUUCAUGUCACCUGCCGUUUGAAACCCCUCAGGGUGGUUGCUUUGAGUUCAUCAGAAACAAAAUAAAUGUGCACUUUCCCUUGCUCUGUUAUCAGACCAGUGCCUUGCAUAAAAUGACCCAAUGACUGCCAUGUUUACUGUGCUUUUAGUCCGUUCCCCAUGCACUACUACACGCCCACAGUGACUACCCAGCUGCUUGUAUGUACAGUAAUUAUGGAGGCCAGCUCUGUCAUUUUUUUGCAAAUUAGUAGCCCUUUGGCCUGUGGAAGAGACUAAAAUAACUGCCAUCCUGAAUGGCAUUUUAUUGGUCCUGCUGUGUUCUUUUUAUUGUUUCCCUGAGGACCAUCUCAAUGUGACCCACCUAAUAUGAGUAUAUGGGUAAAUAUUUAAUUCGGAGGCAGUCUAAUGAGUAAGUAGAACUUUACACCUUAAGGGUAAUCAUACUUGGCUGGGAACAGGAAUGGUCUCAUGUUUUAAAGGCAACAAAGCCAGUUUUUUUAACUAGUUUAAAUGCACUGUUUGCACAAUGCAAAUGUUCAACACACAACCCACACUGCUACUGGCAAAAAUAACAAGAAAAAUAAUAUAAUUUGCACAUCUGUAUACUGAUAUUGCACAUACCCGGAGCACCCUGUACACCUGUGAGAGGACCAGCAGUUCAUGCACCUUCUAUUUCUUUUGUUUCCUAUGAUAAAUUUACCUGUGUUGCUAUAUUUGUAUCAUCACUAGGUGUGUAUAUAGGCCCUGUGCCUAAACCUAGCACACCUUCACCAGACUAAAGGACAUGUGUGCAUGGGUAUAGUCUUACAGAAUGACUGAAAAAGACACAAACACAAAAAUAUAUAUAUAAUAAAUAUUUAUAAGCCUGCAUUGUAGGAAUGUUUGCAGUAAUACUAAUACUUCUUUUUUGCAACUGAGAUAGAUUAACCCUUUCCCCGAGUAUUUACUAUGUGUUAUAACCCUGGCAUCCGAUUUUAUUUGACUUUCAUCAAAGAAAUAUUUGUUUUUGAGUCCAUUGCUGCACCUUCUGAAAACAAAAGACUGGGUUGGAAACACAGCGGAAUAAUCUGGAGAAAGAAUGCCCUUGGUGUCUCUAAGAGAAGGAGAUUACAUAUCCCACACACACCCCUUGGUAUCACUUAUAUCAGAGAUAAAUAUGUAAUUUCUAUAUGGGAUGUACAUGUAUGUCACAUAUAUUUCCUUUCACUACUUUUCCUUUUAACUGUUUAGUCCAUUUGGCAUGUAUAUAUGUAUUCUUUUUCCUUUUCUUUAUGUAUGAUCAGUGCUAUACCUUCCCUACUUGUACUACUAAUGGCUGUAGUACAUUUCUGUUGGCCCCCGAAAAGGAGCAUGAAGCCCCUUAACAGAACUACACUACAUAUGUAGUUUUCUUGUAUGCAGGUCCUUCUGGGCUGUAGCAGGAUGGUUUGCGAUAUAUAUAUAUAUAUAUAUAUAUAUAUAUAUAUAUAUAUAUAAUUUUCUUCAACCCUGUACCUGCCAGCUGCAGGGGUUGCUCUGGGACCAUGCAUUGCUAGGCAACAGGCAUUUCUGACUGAAUUUACUUUAACCUGGAAACAUAGAAUCUAAGUCGUAUACAUUGUUGGCAGGGAAACAUAUCUUGUAUAAAGGUACAUCCUGCAAUGUGAAUGAAUCAUUAAACAUAGCAUAUCCUUACCUGAAUUGGGCAGCAAUAUUACAAGGUCCAAUCUGAAUGAGCCAGCCAUUUGGGUCACCAAUCAACAAUUGGAUCAUAAUUGGAACAUAGGGAAACUUGCGGCAUCAAUGUGGCCCUCACUGCAUGGGAUUUUCUAACCUGCCUAUUAAAUAUCCAGAUUAUUUUUCAUACAGAUCUGGGUCAGGCAGGCUAUUAUGAAGGGUUCAUAGCUGGGCUGGAGAGGUGUAGUCAGCAGCUUUUAUCAGGCAGUGUAUGGCUACCUUUAGUUCCUGCAAAUAUACAGGCAAUAUAAUUCUCUGGAGGCAAAAGGGCUCAUAAGGCAUCAGUUCUGCCUGGGGGAACAGCUGCUCUGUACACCUUGUUCUGGAUAAAAAAAAAUCUGGUGCACCUAAAUUGCAAAUCUAUUAAUUAGUUUCUGGAGAAAAUCAUUAUUGGUGGUCUUUGUUUUUAUUCUAUAAAACCUGUAGCGUAGCCAGUGCGGUGACGGCUGGGAUUAGGCACUUUUGGGUGGUUCGGAUUUAUGGGUUUGUUUAUAUUUGCUAUGUAAAUAUUGUGUAUUAAAAGGUUUUAAUGUCUUGCAUGUCUCAGGAUUUGAGAAAUUAUUUUGUUUUUAUUUGGGGUAAGGUCUAUUAAACAUAUGCUUUUUAAA
Molecule: messenger RNA, 4414 nt
Organism: Xenopus tropicalis (tropical clawed frog)
Lineage: Eukaryota; Metazoa; Chordata; Amphibia; Anura; Pipidae
Gene: sack1d
Product: scaffolding CK1 anchoring protein D
Exons: 4
Coding region: 72-1754 (560 amino acids)
Cellular component (GO): cytoplasm
Source: RefSeq, a predicted model, not a curated record